AUGGCGUCGCUCUUCUCAAUCCCUUCGUAUUCAUCAUAUUCUUCCUCGUCCUCGGCUUUUCUCUCACCCACACUGAAGAACACCCCAAAAUGCUCAUCUUUCCUAACACCCAAAAGGACCCCUCAAUUCAGAAGACCCCUCUCUGUAAUCUCCCUUCUCACGCAGGAAUCUGAGCCGCCGCCGGCCGUGCAGACCUUCUGGCAAUGGUUCUGUGACCAAGGAGUCAUCUCCAGCAAGUGCCCGGUGAAGCCCGCCGUGGUGCCGGAGGGCCUGGGAUUAAUUGCUCAGAGGGACAUAGCCAAAAAUGAGGUCGUUUUGGAGGUCCCCAAGAAGUAUUGGAUCAACCCAGACACGGUAUCGGGUUCGGAGAUAGGAAGCGUAUGCGGGGGUUUGAAGCCGUGGAUCGCGGUUGCCCUGUUUUUGAUUAGAGAGAAGAAGCUCAAAAAGGACGACUCUCCCUGGCGAUACUAUUUUGAUAUUCUUCCAGAGUAUACAGAUUCUACUAUAUAUUGGUGGGUUUGA
Thlaspi arvense is the source of this 522-nucleotide messenger RNA. The record is from the annotation of a GenBank genome assembly. NCBI's taxonomy places the organism in Eukaryota, Viridiplantae, Streptophyta, Magnoliopsida, Brassicales, Brassicaceae.